AUGCGACGCCGCCCGCCCAACGAACUGCUCGAACUCAAUAACUUUGACGAGGACGCAGUCAGCCCGUCGACCGCUCACCUGAUGGUGAACGCCGUGCACUCGUUCGACGUGCUCGGGCCUAGCUGUGCGCCUGUAGAGGCUCUGGCCGCUGUACACUACUUCGCUACUAAUGUUGAAAGGCCACAUCGGCGGCCAUCAGGCGGUAGUUCUGUGAACAUGGUGAAGCCGGCGUGGACCUGGACCACGCCGGCAGAGGAGGCUGCGCUCGGCUCCCUCCUGCUGCGUCUGGCUGAAGCUGUUAAACCUAUCUGUGCUAACGAGCCCAGAGUACUACGUCUGUCCUCGCCUGUCUAUGCAGUCGGUGACCUACACGGAAAUUUAAGCGCGCUACUGACAAUGGAGGCGGCACUAUGGCCGUCAGGCCCUGCACUAGCAGCCACGCGCAUACUAUUCCUCGGGGACUACGUCGACCGUGGCUCACACGGGACUGAGCUCAUGGCAUACCUACUGGCGGCCAAGCUGCAGCGACCUGACGCCGUGCUCAUGGUGCGAGGGAACCACGAAACACGAGAUAUACAGAAGAUGUUCACCUUCUACAAUGAGUGCAUGGCCAAGUAUGGUGAAAAUGAAGGUCUGAAAAUAUGGAAUGCUAUAAACAAUGUAUUCGACGUGCUCCCGCUGGCAGCUGUUAUUGACGACAAAGUGUUCUGCUGCCAUGGAGGAAUCCCUCCGCCUUGGGUGUGUCCUCUCAUAUCCGCAAUCGACAAGGUACCCGUGCCUCUAACGAAACCUGCUGAACAGAGCUCUAUUGCUUGGGAGCUAUUGUGGAACGAUCCUAUUAAGCCAAAUAAAAUAACAGCGACUCUGCAGCUAGAGUUGUCCUCGAACGAAGGGUUUGCCGCCAACACCAAGCGUGGUACAGGGCAUGUGUUUGACCAGAACGCGCUGGAUCGGUUCCUGUUGGCCAACCAGCUCUCACAUGUGGUGCGAGCACAUGAGCUGCAUCAGAAUGGGUUUAUGUGUCAGCUUCGCGGUCGCCUGGUGUCAGUGUUCUCAUCAUUUCACUACUGUGGUGGUACCAACGACUCUGGUGUGGCAUUGCUCGAAGGCGGAAAACUGAGGCUCAUGCGAGUCAAUACUGACUGA
This is a messenger RNA of Spodoptera littoralis (African cotton leafworm), 1146 nucleotides long. The record is from the annotation of a GenBank genome assembly. NCBI's taxonomy places the organism in Eukaryota, Metazoa, Arthropoda, Insecta, Lepidoptera, Noctuidae.